Messenger RNA from Pleurotus ostreatus (oyster mushroom), 900 nucleotides. RefSeq lists its product as uncharacterized. Lineage: Eukaryota; Fungi; Basidiomycota; Agaricomycetes; Agaricales; Pleurotaceae. The transcript has a single exon. The record is from RefSeq and is a predicted model, not a curated record. The coding region runs from base 1 to 900 and encodes 299 amino acids.
AUGCCUUCGAGUCUGCCUCCAGCAUCGUUGUCUCAGCCGUACUGCGAGGUCUCAGCCCUUGAUGCAGGGUUCAUCGACUUACCAGACGCCAUGUUCAUCACUACGGGAAAGCCGAACGAGAAGACCAAGGUCCCCUCCCUUGCGUUCUUACUGACAAACACUUCAUCCAAGAAGCAAGUCCUCUUCGAUCUCGGCAUCCGCAAAGACUGGGAAACUGGAUACCCACCAGCCACCGUUGAUUGGAUCAACAACGUCUACAACACGCAGAUCCCCCAAGACGUAGUAGACUCCCUCGCAGAGGGCAAUCUGUCCCCCAGCGACAUCGAGGCGGUCAUACUCUCCCAUGUUCACUGGGACCACACCGGCGACCCUUCAGCUUUCACGAAGGCGACGUUCCUUGUGGGAGGCGAAACGGAGACGCUACUUCGCACGGGUUACCCCAUCAACCCAGACUCCCUGUUUGCACAUGACCUGAUACCGCCACACCGUACGCAGCUCCUGAAGACAGAUUCAUGGGGCCCAGUGGGUCCGUUUCCUCGAGCGUUCGACUAUUGGGGAGACGGUAGCUUGUACAUCGUCGAUGCCCCUGGGCAUCUUGCUGGACAUGUCAAUGUUCUAGCUCGAACUUCAGCGGACGGCGGGUGGAUAUACCUCGCGGCGGAUAGCGCCCACUUCCUGACGCUUCUUACUGGUGAAGCUGAGGUCACCGUCGGUCACGCGGCCCAUGGUCCGCAUGGGUGUGCUCACAUAGACAAGGAACUGGCAGACCUGCAUCUUUCUCGAAUCAGAGAGAUCGGGAAACUCCCAAAAGUACGGGUUCUUAUCAGCCACGAUGCGCAAUGGUACAAGGAGAACCGCAAUAACGGAGCAUUCUGGCCAGGCCAUAUUCCAUCCCUGUAA